ACUCCAUAACUAUCUCUAUAUAAGGCUUAUAAAUUCCCUCUCCCAUAUAUCAAAACUCACAAGAUAGAAGAGACAUUUCAACUUGCUAGAUAUGGCUUACAAGUCUAGUUCUAAUUCCUCUUUCCUCUUUCUAUUGCUUCUCCUACAUUUUAAUUUGGGGAUAAGCCAACUACAGGUAAACUACUACUCCAAGAGCUGCCCAAAAGCAGAAGAGAUCAUCAAGCAACAAGUCAAUGAAUUGUAUAACAAGCAUGGAAACACAGCAAUUUCGUGGGUUAGAAAUCUCUUCCAUGAUUGCAUAGUCAAGUCAUGUGAUGCAUCCCUGCUUUUGGAGACGGUGCACGGCGUGGUAUCGGAGCAGACAGCGGAGAGAAGUUUUGGGAUGAGAAACUUCAAGUAUGUGAGCACCAUCAAAGCUGCUCUUGAAAAAGAAUGUCCUUUGACAGUGUCAUGCGCUGACAUUGUUGCUCUUUCUGCUAGAGACGGUAUUGCCAGGUUGGGAGGUCCAAACUUUGAAAUGAAGAGUGGACGAAAGGAUAGCAAAGAAAGCUAUGUAAAGGUGGUGGAACAAUUCAUUCCAAAUCAUAAUGACUCAAUAUCCUCAGUGCUUUCUAGUUUUCAAGCCAUUGGCAUUGACGUUGAAGCCACGGUUGCUCUUUUAGGAGCACACUCGGUUGGAAGAGUACAUUGCAUGAAUUUGGUCCACAGACUAUACCCCACAGUGGAUCCAACGUUAGAUCCUACACAUGCUGCCUACCUAAAACGUAGGUGCCCAACACCAAAUCCAGAUCCAAAAGCUGUCCAAUAUGUGAGGAAUGAUCUAAAAACACCAAUGAUAAUUGACAACAACUACUACAAAAACAUCUUGCAACAUAAGGGUCUUCUAACAGUGGAUGAAGAACUAGCUACUGAUCCAAGAACAUCACCUUAUGUGAAAAAAAUGGCAGCUGAUAAUGGAUACUUCAAUGAACAAUUCUCAAGGGCUGUUCAAUUGUUAUCAGAGAAUAAUCCUCUUAUUGGAGAUCAAGGUGAAAUUAGAAAGGAUUGCCGUUACGUUAAUGCCAAUUAGCUUUGUAAACAACAAUUAUAAAUUUGCUGGUACUUUCUUUUAAGUUAUUCACAGAUAUGUUACUUCAUCAUGACAAAACCUUCAAAAGAUUUGUGAGUGUAGUGUGAAGUUGUAACUAUCGUAUGUCUUUUUUAAUAGUAAAAGUUGAUCCGUUUGAUAAGGAUUCAAGUCA
This is a messenger RNA of Medicago truncatula (barrel medic), 1241 nucleotides long. Its product is annotated as peroxidase 21. NCBI's taxonomy places the organism in Eukaryota, Viridiplantae, Streptophyta, Magnoliopsida, Fabales, Fabaceae. Gene Ontology annotation, biological process: hydrogen peroxide catabolic process; response to oxidative stress. Gene Ontology annotation, molecular function: heme binding; peroxidase activity. The transcript is spliced from 5 exons. The coding region runs from base 92 to 1069 and encodes 325 amino acids. The record is from RefSeq and is a predicted model, not a curated record.